Molecule: messenger RNA, 2745 nt
Organism: Lodderomyces parapsilosis
Lineage: Eukaryota; Fungi; Ascomycota; Pichiomycetes; Serinales; Debaryomycetaceae
Exons: 1
Coding region: 1-2745 (914 amino acids)
Biological process (GO): organelle fusion; endosome organization; vacuole organization
Cellular component (GO): endosome; HOPS complex
Molecular function (GO): protein-macromolecule adaptor activity; protein binding
Source: RefSeq, a predicted model, not a curated record
AUGGAGAAGCUUGCUCCAUCUGUGAAUGGGUCCAUCACUCCCUCCACGUACACUGCUCACUCCUUAGACCAGCAGCAAAUCUCCAUUUACAACAAUUUACAAAAGCCCCUGUUUGAAAUCAAGCCAGUUCAAUUACAAUUUGACUUGCACCAUGCAUUGAACAAACUUCUCGUGGCUGAUAGCCAGAUGUUUCUAUUCGUUGGAGAGAUUAUGUACAAGAUAGACUUGGAUAAUCCGUCAAAGUUGAUGAAAUACAGUAUACCUCAAAAAGGUGGGUCUUUUGCCACAUGGGUGGAUUCCACAGCACAGAAUCUCAUUAUAAGGAUCGACCAGCAUUACUUCUACUUGUACAAAUCCUACAAGUCUUUCAGGUCGCUACCAAAGUUCAAGGGGUUGGACAUUGAGACGCUUGCUUUUACAUCGUCAAAUACGGUUGUAAUGGCGACAAGUGCGGGACACGUAUACCUAGCAGCUAUAAAGCCACACGAUGAUACCAAAAAGAAUGAUAUUCAGCAUUUAAAACACGUACACACCAUUGAAUCACAAGUACGUGGUAUUGCAAUCACAGAAAAUCAGUCAUUGAUCAACAUUAUUGCUAAAGAUGCAAUCUACACCUGGUCUUGUUUUGACACCUCAUUUUCAGAAUUGUCUAAAGUGUUUAAAACUCCACCGGUUGUGAAGAACAUAGGCAUUAGUGAUAAGUGGUUGUUGUCAACUAGCAACAACAAGUAUAUAUACAUCGGUAAUGAAGUCGCCACCAAUGAUGAUGAGAUACAGUUUACCACAUUGAAUGAUGCAAUAGAUGACAUAAUUUUGACACCACAUCAUCUAAUUGGAUACCACGACAAGCAGGUCGUUAUAUACAACAAACUUAACCAGGAAUCAAAGAUAUUGGACAUGGAGGAACAAAUACAGGGAAUCGCAAGUGACGCCAGUUCGUAUUGGAUAUACACAAAAAACUCCAUUUACGAGAUUAUCAUUUCUAAUGAAAGCAGUUUAGUUUGGUACGAUUACUACAAGAUGAACAAAUUUGAGGAGGCUCUUAAUUGUCUUGAGGACAGUGAGGAAAAUUUUUUCAAAAGAGAUUUGGUAUUGAUCAAACAAGGGUAUGACUAUUUGCAAAGAGGAGGCUUUGGACUUGAACUGAAAAACAAGGAGCUAGUAAACUUGCAGAAGAAAGGUAUCGGAAUAUUAGCGAGACUGACGGAACCAUUUGAAAAAGUGUGCCUAAUGUUGCACCUGUCGAAUGCCGUCAGUUUGUUGAUUGAUUACUUGUUGGUUAAAUUUGGCAUAAACAGAAAGAAUAAGGUUAGAGCGAUUGUGCUAUCUACUUGGAUAAUCGAGUUGAUGAUCAGAGCAAAUGAUGAGCGGUUUUACGAGUUUGUGAAAAAGAACCACAAACUGCUAGACCGAUCCAUUUACAAUAUAUUGAGCGGAGAGAGAGCUCUUUUUUAUGCCGAAACAAUUGAGGAUUAUCAUUUUGUUUUAAAUCAUCAGAUGGCAGAUAAGAACUGGCCACUUGCUGAAAAAGCCCUCAUCAAACUUUACUCAAGGGAUGUGGAUGAAGUUUAUGGAACCUCCACCACUUUCUUGUUAAACUAUCCCAAGAUCAUCGAGACAUGGCUCAAGUUUGAUUUGAAUUAUGACAAACUACUCCCGGCUGUGUUAUCAUACUGCAAAAAACACCACAACCUCCCUUUGAACCGAAAUGCUGCCAUCAAACUCUUGAUGAAGGUACACGACAAGGGCUACAAGAGUAAACAGUGGAACAACUACUAUUUGUCCCUACUAAUCACUCAUCACGAGGACGCUAGCCACUUUAUUAUCAAAUUCAUCAACCAUGAGACUGCAUACGACCAAAAUUUUAUCCAAAGGUUGUGUUUGCUCCACCACAAAGUACAUCCCGCGGUUUUAAUCUACAUUGAUAUGGGAUUAUUCGAACAAGCUUUGGAGGUCUCACUAAACAACAACGCUAUCGAAUUAGGAGAGCUCGUGCUAAGCAAAUACGAAGAGAUUACUGAGGAUGGCGACAGAGUUGAGGACAAUAACAAGUUGGAAAAGGAGAGCUACAACACAAGAAGACAUUUGUGGUUAACAUUUGCAAGACAUCUUAUUCAUCGCACAUGCGAGGGUAAGCAAGUGGGACUCGAGGAAAUUGACAACUCCGCCAACAAGUUGAAUGCUACAUUGUCGUAUAUACAAAAGAAUUCACCCCUUGGAUUAAAAGACUUGCUUCCACUCUUUCCCGAAACGGUCAUGAUCAACAAUUUCAAAGAUGAAAUUGUUGACUCACUUAAUGAGUACAAGAGAAGCUUACAGGAUAUAAAUAUGAGGAUACAAGAGAACCAUUCCUUGCUUAUCACUUUGAAACAAGAAGCUCAAGACGAGACACAAAAGAGGUCAGAGCAUUACUCUGUGAUCAAACCAGGAUCCACUUGUUAUCUAUGCCACAACUUAUUAGCAACAAAAAAGUUUAUCUUUUUCGACAACUGCCAACAUGGAUUCCACAAAGAGUGUUUGGUACGAUACAAUCUCAAGUCAAAAGGAAACUAUAAUUUCAAAAAAUUGUAUCAAAGUUUCGUCAAAAACAAAGAUAAAAACCAGCAAGAGAUAAAGCGAGAGAUCGACGACAUGUUAUGCAAAGAGUGUAUUCUUUGCAAUGAUGCUAGUAUAAACGACAUUGAUGUUGGCUACUUGGAAGAGAAUGAUAGAGAUGUCGAUGAGAUCAAGGCUUGGGAGUUGUAG